AUGAUAUUAUAUCUACAAGAUAAGAAUGAAAAUUUCAUUAACACUUUUAAAUGCAAAUGUUUUAUUUUUCAGGCAAAUGGUAUCUUGCUUUACAACCUUUCCGCAUGUUUGGCUACUCGGGGUGACUUGGAGCUGGCUGAAUCUUUUCUGGAUGCCAGUAAAUCUGGUCUCACUCAUCUAGGCAUAGCCUGUUGCGCAAAGGCCGAAUAUGAGGAAUCUAAGUCAGAGAAUAAUUUAAGUGGUGCAGAGAAAAAUAAAGGUGAGCAGAGCGAGACUCGAAUACUUCAGCAACAAGGUCAUCCAUCAAUUCUGUCUAUUCGAAAUGCUGCCUCCCUCUUACUUCCUCGUCUGCCCGAUUUAUUUUAUUCCCCGAGCUCGACUCGUCCCAACCUACAUACACCAGAUUCCACAUCCAAUCUAGGACCGAAGGAUGAUUUCUCGCUCUCGUGCCCAGUUGGAUCUGAUUCCCAAGUGACGGGUACAGAAGUCAUUGCAACAAUGGGAUUUGACCCUGCUUUACGAACCCCAGGAAAUGCAGAUUUCGACUUCGAGUUGCCAUUGCCUAGACCUGCAGUUUCAUUGCGUCUUUAUUUGAUCUCCAAGAAGGCAGCGGCUAUCUCAAACCAGGCCGCUAAGAUGGGAUCAGUGCAUCCUCGCAGCCCCCUAUCCGGUGUUUGUGACGAAACCUCGAUCAGCAGUAUAGCCUGGCUCCGUCAGACUUAUGGGCAUGUGUUACAGGCACGUCGGCUAUAUCCAGCCUUGUUGAGACCUCAAGAGAUUGGCCUUAAUGAAUCAAUUAGUCAGUCAACAUCUGUACUUCCUCAUAAAAGGCAUUUGCAGACGCAACAACGUCAGCCAAUGAGCUUAGCUGUGACGGCCCAGCGUCGACUGCGACAACAAUUGAUGAUGCAAUAA
Messenger RNA from Protopolystoma xenopodis, 915 nucleotides. Lineage: Eukaryota; Metazoa; Platyhelminthes; Monogenea; Polystomatidea; Polystomatidae. The record is from the annotation of a GenBank genome assembly.